CCCAUGUUUCUUUUCUAGGUAGUAUUGGUACAUCGUUUCAAUGCCAUUCAAUCCAUCAAGAUCACAUUUGUAAUGAUGACAGUGACAAGAGCGAAGACAGUCCUAGUCCCAAGCGACAACGCCUUUCCCAUUCAGUCUUUGACUAUACAGCAGCAUCACCAGCCCCAUCACCACCAAUGCGACCAUGGGAGAUGACAUCAAAUAGGCAGCCUCCUUUGGCCCGACCCAACCAACACCACUUCUCAGGGGAACGAUGCAACACACCUGCACGAAACAGGAGGAGUCCUCCUGUUCGACGUCAGAGAACAAGGAGAGAUCGUUUGUCUAGACAUAAUUCUGUUAGCCAGGAUGAAAACUAUCACCAUCUCUCCUAUGGACAGCAGCAAGCAAUAGAAGAGCCCCGAGCCUUUCGCCCACCGAAUGUAUCUCCUCGUAUGUUGCACCCAGCUGCUCACCCACCACAGCAGAAUGCAGUGAUGGUUGACAUUCAUGAUCAGAUCCAUCAGGGCACAGUUCCUGUUUCAUACACAGUGACCACUGUGGCUCCACAUGGGAUACCACUUUGCACAGGCCAGCACAUUCCAGCCUGCAGCGCUCAGCAGGUCCCAGGGUGCUCAGUGGUUUUCAGCGGCCAGCACCUUCCAGUUUGCAGUGUGCCUCCCCCAAUGCUUCAGGCGUGCUCAGUCCAGCACCUACCUGUACCAUAUGCAGCAUUUCCACCCCUCAUUUCUAGUGACCCAUUCCUUUUGCAUCCUCCUCAUAUAUCUACACACCACCCUCCUCACUUGCCUCCUCCAGGACAGUUCGUUCCUUUCCAAGCACAGCAGUCACGGUCGCCACUUCAAAGAAUAGAAAAUGACGUAGAAUUGCUUGGAGAACACCUUCCUGUAGGAGGUUUUACCUACCCUCCCUCAGCCCAUCCACCAACGUUGCCUCCCUCAGCUCCUCUUCAAUUCUUAACGCACGAUCCAUUACACCAGGAGGUGUCAUUUGGUGUACCUUACCCACCUUUUAUGCCUCGAAGACUCACAGGGCGCAGCAGAUACCGAUCACAGCAGCCAAUACCACCACACCCUUACCAUCCCAGCCUAUUACCUUAUGUGCUAUCAAUGCUCCCAGUGCCACCUGCAGUUGGACCAGCUUUCAGCUUUGAGUUGGAUGUGGAAGAUGGAGAGGUAGAAAACUAUGAGGCACUGCUGAAUUUGGCAGAACGUCUGGGAGAAGCCAAACCACGGGGAUUGACAAAAGCAGACAUUGAACAGCUUCCAUCCUACAGAUUCAAUCCAAACAAUCACCAAUCAGAGCAGACACUAUGCGUGGUGUGCAUGUGUGAUUUUGAGUCAAGGCAGCUACUUAGAGUCUUACCCUGUAACCAUGAGUUCCAUGCCAAGUGUGUUGAUAAAUGGCUGAAGGCGAAUCGUACCUGCCCGAUUUGUAGAGCUGAUGCUUCGGAAGUGCAUCGUGAUUCAGAAUGACCAACCUAGGAGCACAAAUCUGGUUUGGGUGUUUCUGGUCACAUGUAUAUAUGAACUCUCUAUUGAACUUACCCAUGUGGCUUCCAGCCUACCCUUUACACAAAAGGGUCAAUGGACCUUACUUUGCACUGUGUGACUUAAUCAAUUAUAAAGCUUAUAACUAGUCUUCACAGUUACGGGAUUGUUAUACUAACAGUGUGAUUGGAACUCCAAAGAUUUUUUUUUUUUUUUUAGCUUAAUUUUGUGUGUGCACUAACAUUCCCUGGGUUCUGUGUGAUCAUUCCGAGUAUUGCUGCGAGAUUACUGUGGAUGUGAUCUUUUAGCAUGUGCUUUUAUAGGAAAGAAAAAGGAGAAAAAAAAAGUGGUAGCUCCAAACAAUAUAGCAAUCUACCUUAUAUAGAGCCUUCAGAUACUGUGAGUGGGAGUGAAUGGUGUGUGUGUGUGUUUGCCUGUGAGAGGAUGUGUGAAGUGUGCCUGUGACUGAGUGUGCCCGUGUGUUUGAGAACCUAUAUACCAGCAUGUACUGAGAACGUAUGUGUGUAGUAAUAAUUAUGCUGCAAUGUAUAAUCUUGUGUGUUAUUUAAACAGUACUAGUACUGUACACUGGUUCCUUUCCUUGUGUUUGCAGUUGCACACUGAAUGCGAUGGGUGCAGCAAUUACAGACAUUUAGUAUUUCCUCCCCAAUGUACUUACAGGUGUAAAGACCUUUCUACCUACUAUUCAAACAGCUGUUAUGCUUCCCCUUCAUUGGAGGCUUUAAGUGUGUACCACUAAAGAAUGCAUUGAUUGUUCAUACAUGAGUAACCUUGGGGUUUUUAUCAUAUGUUACAAAGUCUGGAUUUUUAAAUGGCUGAUUUACAAGUUAUUUUAUCAAUGUAGAGUUGCAAUAUCGCAUUUAGCAAUAUUAACAUUUUCGAUUGCUAAUAUGAAUAUCAAUGUUCUUCUGUUUUCCCUUUAAAUUUUUCUAGCUGGGUUUGCCAGUUAUGUGUUUCUUCCAUGAAAGGAAUCAGAAAGGACACUGAGGCUCUUGUGGAACAGCUCUUAACUUUUGGCCAUUGUACUUGCUAAGGUCAUCAACUUUUAGCUUAUAUACAUACAUUCUUUGUCACCUACGAGGGAGUUUGUAUGUAACUAAAAUAACUUGUAAAAGGUUACAAUUUUAUUCAUUCCUGCAACUUCAUGAAUAAAAUACAAUUUUUAGCAUUUUCUCAGAGAAGUAAAAUUUUAUAUUUUUUUCAUUGUAUCAAAAGAGAAGGUAGGUUUUGGUCAUUAACUGCAGAAUUCAGUUGCCCUGAUGCUGCUUCUUGCCCUUCCUUAUUUAAUGGCGAGUGUAAAUGGAAGAAGGAAUUCCCUCCAUUUUUGCAAUCAAGUUUCCAGAGCACUCCGCUAUAGGAAAAAAUGGAACACCUUCCAGAACAGUGCUGUGAAAUAGAAGGGGAUAAUCUCUGUUCAAGUGCUCGGAAUAAUAUUUUACUUGGGCUGUUGAUAAAAAAUUAGCUUUCUAUGUAAUGUUCACACUGUUAACAUCUCUGAUACGCUUUAGCAGAAUAUUUAGGACUGCAUACACCACAGUUAUUAAAAGGAUGCACUUUUUGCAAUUAAAUUCUUUUCGUAAGUUCAGUGUCAUUACUUUGGUUGCAGCAGCACAAGUGGCACAAUUACCAGUAUUGCUACAACUUGCUGCCAGUCUCAGCUUUAAGUUAUUCUUUAUCAUGUCUUAUGCUUUUGUAUGCUGCUAUGCUUUAGUAUCAGUUAUAAUUUCUAACAGUGUUAGAUGAUCUCCAUGCUGGUUUUCCUCUUUGAAGAUUCUGCAGACCAGUCACAGCUCUUGGUGCAGCUAAAUAAAAGCACAAUUUUGCCCUAUUUCAGAUGCUUUUCCCUCUGUUUAGUUAUGCAGGUAGUUCUCAAAAACAGUCAAGCUUUCUAUACCUAUCCAUACUUAGGAACACUAAAUAAAUAAAAAUGCUGUUACAUCAACUUCAAAAUAAUAGAAUUUCUCCUCUCUUCUGUGGAGUUAAAGAAUAGGCUUUUCACAGUAGCACCUAGCAGGUUAAAUUACAUGUAAUGAAGUUUAUUUUUUUAACAAAUAAAAUCAUGUUGUUUAGAAAGCAUAUGCCACGCAUGUCUUACAAAACUUAGGCUCUUUUAUAUAACUGCAAAAGAAAAAAUUCUGUGUGUACAGAUUUAAACAUGACUAACACUACUGUGCUUAAUAUUCAGUUCGAAGCAUGGAAAGAGGGUACUUUUUCUAAACUUGAUUCAAGUAAACAAGACACAUUCUUCUGAAGCCAAGGGGAAGUAGUUCUCUUUCUGGAACCGAAGAAAUGUCCCUUUCCCCCCACUAAAAUUCUCUGAGGCGGUGGGAGAUCUAGGAGAUGGAGGGACUGAGUUGGUAAAAUGCUGAAAUUAAUUGUUGCACUGUUAUGGCUCAUCUCUUCUGGAAUGGUUCUUUGGUUUGCAUGGGACUCUUGCAGAUGAAUGUGGACUUGCUUCCCGUGGUUAGUGUACAAACAGCACACAUGCUUACGUUCUGAAUCAGCUCAGACAAGCCACAACCACAUCCUCGCUGUGGUGGCUGUCAAGGGAGGGGAUUCAUGUUCAGCUGUGAACUGCCAUAUGUUAUGCACAGCCUGCCAUGGUGCCUGACAGCACCUGAAUUCAGCAACACUUUUUUGUGUUCAUUGCCUUUCUGCUAUCCACUGACUCUUUCUUCUCCAAAAAAAAAAAACAAACAAAAAAAUACAACCCAACCUCUAAUAUGUUUGCUUUAUCAUAUUGGCACUGCUGUGUUUUUUUUGCAUAAACUGUCAAUUUAAUUUGACAUUUUAGUGGAUAUCAAGGCCUACAGAUAAUUCCAGUGUCUCAUUUUGUGGCUUUCUUUACAAAAAGAAGUAAGGCCAUGUAUCGUAUGUCAUUUUGUACAGGCUCUUGAAUGUGAGUUCACAGUCCUUAAUAUAUUGCAUAAUACUUGGGAUGAGAUUUACCAACUGUUUUAAUUGUAGAAAACAUUUUUGACUGAGUUAUCUUUGGGCCUUUGUAAAAGCUGUGGUUUUUUCCUUUGGUACAUUGUUACCUCAUUUUGUUACUUGUGUUUCA
This is a messenger RNA of Lepidothrix coronata (blue-crowned manakin), 4572 nucleotides long. RefSeq names its product ring finger protein 38 (gene RNF38). The transcript has 11 exons. NCBI's taxonomy places the organism in Eukaryota, Metazoa, Chordata, Aves, Passeriformes, Pipridae. The coding region runs from base 177 to 1475 and encodes 432 amino acids. The record is from RefSeq and is a predicted model, not a curated record.